Messenger RNA from Panicum hallii, 1172 nucleotides. RefSeq names its product expansin-A33-like. Bases 73 to 843 code for a protein of 256 amino acids. NCBI's taxonomy places the organism in Eukaryota, Viridiplantae, Streptophyta, Magnoliopsida, Poales, Poaceae. Gene Ontology annotation, biological process: plant-type cell wall organization. The record is from RefSeq and is a predicted model, not a curated record. Gene Ontology annotation, cellular component: extracellular region. The transcript has 3 exons.
AAACGCAGCCCAAAAGAGUACAAAGGCUUCCUGUUCUCUUUCUGUAACGUGCACUUGCUUGGUAGAUCCCAAAUGGCAAAACCAGCGGUGCCUGUGGUGCUUCUUCUCUCUUUGCUGUGCGGAUUGGCUUCCCAUGCAGUAGACGCCCAGUACUACUGGUCGCCUGCGACGGCGACGUUCUACGGUGGCAGCGACGGCUCCGGCACAAUGGGCGGCGCUUGUGGGUACGGCAACCUGUACAGCGCUGGUUACGGGCUGAGCAACGCGGCGCUGAGCACGGCGCUUUUCAACGACGGCGCCAUGUGCGGUGCGUGCUACACCAUCGUCUGCGACACUAGCAAGAGCAGAUGGUGCAAGCCCGGCACGUCGGUGACCAUCACAGCCACCAACUUCUGCCCGCCAAACUGGGCGCUGCCCAGCGACAACGGCGGCUGGUGCAACCCGCCGCGCCGGCACUUCGACAUGUCGCAGCCCGCCUGGACCUCCAUCGCCAUCUACCAAGCCGGGAUCGUCCCGGUCAACUACCAGAGGGUGUCAUGCAAGAGGAGUGGUGGCAUGAGGUUCACCAUCAACGGGAGGGACUACUUCGAGCUGGUGACGGUGACCAACGUCGGCGGCAGCGGCGUGGUGUCGCAGAUGUGGAUCAAGGGGACCAACACGAACUGGCUGACAAUGAGCAGGAACUGGGGCAUGAACUGGCAGAGCACGGCGUACCUCAACGGCCAGAGCCUGUCCUUCAUGGUGAAGACCGACGACGGCCGCGUGGUGACGGUGUGGAACGUCGUCCCGUCCAACUGGUACUUCGGGGCAACCUACACCACCAGCUGGGCAAACUUUUAUUAGCCGCUGGCUAGCUCAACAUCUAUGCAUCACCGGAGCGGAAGAUCGGCGUGGAACUAGUAUAUAGCUAUACAUAUAUUUGACUCACUAUUACUAUGAGCCCUAAGACGAUCAAUUGAUGCCGCCGUACCCUCUUAGGCGUAGAUAGGCAUUGAACCCUGCUCAUUUCUCAGUAUCCAUUUUGUUCUGAUUGAUGAUUUUGUGUAGUUCUGCUACCUGUAACACCUGCAUUCUUACUACUUAGUCAGCGGCUUGGAUCACGGAGCCCUCUAAGUAAUCAAUGCAGUACCUACAUGUGUAUGGAACAAAUAAUGCUUAUUCAUUUAUACUAA